UUGGACACAGUUGUGUUAACAUUCAGGAAAAACCUUAUUCUUGCACUUUAUGUAACAGAAAGUUUUCGCAUAAAGGGUACUUGGUUAAUCACAGCAAAGUCCAUAAUAAAAAAAACUUCUUACUCUUGCACUAUAUGCUCUGUGAGCUAUUCAUUAAAACGUAGUUUAGUUCGUCACAAUGAAGUUCAUUCGGGAGAAACUGUGAAAAAUCAUGUGUGCUACUAUUGCAAUAAGAGCUUUUCAAGCCCAUUUCAUUUAAGUAGACAUACAAAAGCCGUUCACACGAAGGAAAGACCUUUUGUGCGUAAUAUUUGUGAUAAGAGUUAUAAGUCAUCAAGUGCUCUAAGUAGCCAUAAUCUUGUUCAUACGGGUGAAAAACCUUAUUUGUGUGAUUUAUGUAAUCGUGGCUUUUCUCUGAAUGGUAGCCUACGUAAACAUUAUCGUAAUGUCCAUACUCUCGAAAGACCUUUCUCAUGCAGUACAUGUAAUAAGAGUUUUGCUCAUAGAAGUAAUUUAAAUUCUCACAUUCGUGUUCAUACAGAAGAAAAACCUUUUUCUUGCACCCUAUGCAACAAGAGAUUUACCUCAACCGGUGGUUUAUUCUACCAUGGUCGAACUCAUACUAAAGAGAAACCAUUUUCGUGUAGUGUAUGUAAUGAGAAGUUUACAAAUAAAAAAAGUUUAGAUACACAUUGCCGUGUCGUUCAUACUAAAGAAAUACCUUUCGCCUGUAAUUUAUGUGAUAAAACUUUCCUUACUAAGUCCAGUUUAACUGAGCACAAACGUAUUCAUACCGGAGAAAAUAUUCAUCCAUUCAACAUAUGUAAUAAAAUAUUUUUGAGAAAAAAUAAAUUGAAUGUCCAUUUGCGUGUUCAUACAAAGGAGAAACCAUAUUCUUGCAGUAUCUGCAAAACAAGAUUUGUACAGAAAGGUAGUGUGCGCACUCAUAUGCGUACUGUUCAUAAUAAGGAAAAACCCUAUUCUAGUGAUCUCUGUGAUAAAAGAUUUGGGCAUAAAUCUGUUUAUUUGAUGCAUUGCCGCACACAUACUGAUGAAAAACCCUAUUCUUGCAAUAUCUGUGGAAAAGCAUUUUCAAGGGAGUUUAUUUUAACUCAACACAGUUAUAUUCACACUGGAGAGAAACCUCAUUCUUGCAGUAUUUGUGAUAAGACAUUUGUAAACAGAAGUAACUUAAGAAAGCAUAUCCUUAGCCAUACUGCAAAAGUUUAUUCAUGCGAUAUUUGCAACAAAAGUUAUUCACGAAAAAUUCAUUUGGCUGCUCACACAAAGACUCACGCUAAACAAAAACUUUUGUCCUGCCAGACAUGAGAUCAGAGUUUUUCUACCAAUAAUGAUUUAACUGCUCACAUGUGUGUCCAUAUCAAAGAAAAACCUAUUGAAUAGUUUUUUUGUUUGUUUGUUUUAUGUUAUGAUGUUGUAGUACAUGUUGCAUGAGAUCAUUAAAUUAUCUAUAAUCAUGUACUAUUUUGACAGCUCUUAUAAAAAAAAAAAGAAAAGAAACAUUCUGAACAAGCAGUGUUUUAUCUUUCUAAAAAAUUUUAAAGUUUGGUGAAUUUCAAUGCUUUUAUGUUUUUUUUUUUUAUGGCAAAACGCUUUAAAUAGGUUUACUAAAAUUAUAUGGAUAUAAUAAUUGAUUAGGUUUGCUGUAGUUGAGGGAAAAAUAUUUUUUGUUAGAGUAUAAUAUAUGUAAAGUAAUAUCACUAUUGGUAAGGUAGUUUAGUACUGGUAAAAGUAGCUGUGGAAUAUUUAAACAAAAAAGAUUUAAAUCUUCUGGGGAAUUAAAAUUUUUAAGCUGAUACUUUCAUCAAAUUCCUCUUUUGUUCCUCAAUAGAAUUUUUUUUCCUCUUCUUCAUUUUAGAAAUUCUGUAUUUUUUGUUUUCUUCUUGUAAAUAUAUAAGCGAUAAAUGAAAUUUCUUUAUUUUGACUCUCGAAAUUAACUUUUCAUAAAGUAAAUGUAUUUAUUAAGAACUUGAGAGUUCCAUCAGACAACAUUAACUUCUUUACAAUUGUAAAAAAGAAGUUUUAAACAUGCUAAAUCAACAUAAAUUGGGAAACGGUCUCUAAUUACACAUUAGAUGAUUAAAGAAAAACAUUAAUAUUUGGCCUUAAGUUGUUAAUUUUAAUUUAUUGCAUUUUUGAAAUUUAGUAAGUAAUUAUAUCACAGAUUAGUCCAUUUUUCUUUGAUUUAUUGUAAUAAAACUUCUGAAUGCAACUGAUAUGUAAUUAAUCUCUUGAGUAGCUGCGAGAAGGAAAAAUCUGCAGCCUAGGAGCCAGCAUUACAUAGUUUAUCACAUAAAUAUUUUCUACAUAUUUCACAGGGUUGACAUGGUUUAGAUCACUUCUAUUUAUUUUUUAAAAAAAGUCAUUAAUUUAAAGUAAUUCUGAUUUUUUUCAUAAAAAAAUAUUGUUAUUGACCAACUGAAUUUUUUUAAAAAAAACCUAUACUAAUUUUGAAUCUUAAAACAGAAUUCUAAAUAGUUAUCAACUAUUAUCAUUGAAUAUCUAAUUACCAAUUGUGACUUCCUGUCUUUAAAAUUCCUUAAAAUGUUAAGCUUGAACUGAAAUAACUAUAUUGUUAUUAAUUCAGUGAUUAGUCUGUAAUAAUCAAAUAACAAUUUUAACCAUUUUAGUAAGAGGUAUGUAUGUAUUUUAG
This is a messenger RNA of Parasteatoda tepidariorum (common house spider), 2674 nucleotides long. RefSeq names its product zinc finger protein 658B-like. The record is from RefSeq and is a predicted model, not a curated record. NCBI's taxonomy places the organism in Eukaryota, Metazoa, Arthropoda, Arachnida, Araneae, Theridiidae.